CUUUUCUCAUCAACAAGAGAGACUGAUCAUCACACGGCAACUGAUUUUGUUUGCUGUACAUAACGAAGAUGAGGCUGAAGGAGAUCCUGAGGACAGCCACGCAGGCAUGGAGUCCUGCAGCCCACCAUCCUGCAUAUCUAGCUUUAGGAACAUCUGCGCAGCAGCUGGAUGCUUCAUUCAACACCACAGCAGCCCUGGAGAUCUUUGAGAUGGACUUUGCUGAUACAUCCAUGGAUAUGAAACUCAGAGGGUCCAUACCCACCUCAAACAGGUUCCACAGUCUGAUCUGGGUGACGUUUGGGAUGGGAGUGGACGGGUCAGCGGGGAGGCUGGUCGGGGGCAGUGAAAACGGCACAGUGACCGUGUACAGCCCAGACGCCAUCUUCACCUCAGGCGAGGACGCCGUCGUUGGCCAAUCAGAUAAACAUACGGGUCCCGUCCGAGCUCUAGACUUCAAUCCCUUUCAGAGUAAUCUUUUAGCAUCUGGGGCAAAUGAUUCAGAAAUUUAUAUCUGGGAUUUGAAUAAUUUCAGUAAUCCAAUGACACCAGGAACAAAGUCACAGCUGUGUGAGCCUGUCGAGGACGUGAGUGUGGUGGCGUGGAACAGACAGGUCCAGCACAUCCUGGCAUCUGCCAACCCCAGCGGGAAAGCUGUGGUCUGGGACCUGAGGAAGAACGAGCCCAUCAUCAAAAUCAGCGACCACAGCAACAGGAUGCAUUGUUCAGGAAUGCUGUGGCACCCAGAGGUGGCCACCCAGCUGGUCCUGGCCUCAGAGGAUGACCGGCUGCCUGUUAUUCAGAUGUGGGACCUGCGCUUUGCGACAUCUCCUCUCAAAGUCCUGGAGAACCACACACGAGGGAUUUUGUCCAUCUCCUGGAGUCAGGCAGACCCAGAGUUACUCCUGAGCAGUGCCAAAGACAACCGCAUCCUCUGCUGGAACCCCAUGACUGGAGAGGUGGUUUAUGAGCUGCCAACAGCCAAUCAGUGGUGCUUUGACGUGCAGUGGUGUCCCAGGAACCCGGCGCUGCUCUCUGCCGCCUCGUUUGAUGGACAUAUCAGUGUCUACUCUGUCAUGGGAGGAAGCCUGCAAACACAUCAGCACAGCAGCAUUGACCAGAUCUCUGCGUCGUUCGACACUAAUGACCCGUUUGGGACAGGACAGGUGUUACCCCCCCUGCAGGUUCCCCAACCUACUGCCCAGACCACCAUCGUACCCCCCCUGACAAAACCCCCCAAAUGGGUGCGACGGCCCGUGGGUGCCUCUUUCGCUUUUGGGGGUAAACUGAUCACCUUUGAGAACCCAAAGCCUCCGCAGCAGCAGGUGGGCCAGCCCGUCCCCAGGCAGGUAGUCAUCAGUCAGGUUACCACGGAGACAGAGUUCCUGCAGAGGUCUGGAGAGCUGCAGGCAGCCCUGCACUCAGGCUCUCUGUCCAGUUACUGCCAGGCCAAGAUUAACAAUGCCCCGUCUGACUCAGAACAGGACAUCUGGAGGUUUCUCAUGGUUAACUUUGAAGAGGAGGCCCGUGUGAAGUUUCUCCGUCUGCUGGGUUUCAGCAAAGAGGAGUUGGAUAAAAAGAUCUCCUCCUGUGUGGGGAAGAACCUGCAGCCCAACGGGCAUGGCGUAGACCUCAAUGACCUAACAGAGAAGAUGCAACUGCUCUCUGCGCAGCGCUCAGAUGAAUCAGACGCAGCUGGAGACGACAGCUCCACUGCCGCUGACUUUUUCAGCCAGAUCCCCAAAGAGAAGCCCAACUUUCACAUCCCUGUUUCAACAGACACAGAUGGUUUGAUAAGCCAGGCCCUGCUGGUGGGGAACUUUGAGGGGGCAGUGGAUCUCUGCCUAAACGAUGGCCGCUUUGCCGAGGCCAUCCUCCUGUCAAUCAGUGGAGGGGAGGAGCUUCUGAAAAAGACCCAACAGAGAUACCUCAACAAGCAGACCAACAGCAUCUCCAUGCUGAUCUCUUCGGUGGUGACUCAGAACUGGCGGGACAUCGUGCAGAGCUGUGAGCUGGAUAACUGGAAGGAGGCACUAGCCGCUCUGUUAACCUACGCCAACCCUGAAGAGUUCGCCCAGCUCUGUGAUACGCUGGGUGGGCGUCUUGAGACAGAGGGCACAGAGAAACGCAGUCUGCAGGCCUGCCUAUGCUACAUCUGCUCUGGAAAUAUCGACAAACUGGUGGAGUGCUGGACCAUGCAGAGAGACUGCUCAUCUCCUCUUGCUCUAGAGGACCUGGUGGAGAAGGUGAUGGUCUUGCGGAAGUCCAUCGAGCGUUUGCGUAACAGUGAGGUGGCAGUGCAGAGUGCAGUGCUGGCUGAUAAACUCAUUCUCUAUGCCAACCUGCUGGCCUCCCAGGGCAACCUGGACACUGCCAUCAGCUACCUGCCCAACAGCCCAGAGCAGGCCAGUAUCAAAAUGCUGAGGGACCGUUUACUCCACGCCCAGGGAACAGGUACCCAGGCUUCACAGACCCCCAGUCAGUACCCAAGAGCCCCCACAGGAGGCGCUACACCUGCACCUUCCUUCACACCGAAACCAGCAGCCGCCCCGACGCAGAUACCAACCCAGAAAACACACCCACAGCCUCAGUACCCGUCGGCAGCGCCCUCUCAACCCCCGUACCCACCCACAGCGCACUCUGGUGCCACCCAGCCCCCAAUGCCUUCCAUGUUCUCUCCACAGGCUCCGGACACGAUGCCCCCUCCGCCCACCUCCCACAUACCCACUCCAGGCGUGCCGCGGCCCACUUUACGGCCACUCUACCCACAACACCCUGCCACUGCUCCAGGCUUCCCUCCAUCUCAGCAGUUCCAUCCACCGUCGCCAUCUCUGGUCGGACCUGUUGGCUUUGUCCCUGGGCCCGCGAUGCCACCCUCAAGUUUGACCGGUCCUCCAGUGCCCCCUUCCUCUGCCCCUGGUGGUGCUCCCAUGAUUCCUAAUGCUGCGCCACCCCAGCCGGGCUUCAUCCCUUCCACCUCUAUGCCAUCUAUGCAGCCAAGCUCACUGCCAGGGGGUCCCAUGCCCAUGUUUCCAGGGGCUUCACAAAACCAGGGUCCUGCACUGCCACCAACUAGCGGCGUAUACCCACCCAUGGGGCCGGGCUACCCACAGGGAGGUCCUGGGGCCCCCCCAGCGAAACCCUUCUCCACCCCUGCAGUUCCACCCCCACCCACAGGCUUUUUUCCUUGGCUGAGUUCCCAUUAUGAGGAUGAAGGUACACAGGAAGGAUGGAACGACCCACCAGCCAUACGAGGAGCCCCAAGAAAGAAGAAGCUCCCAGAGAAUUACACUCCACCUGCCCCAAUCACGGCCCCAGUCAUGGGUUACCCCGUGGAGGCUCCUGCCCCCCAGGACCAUGUGCAGGUGCCUCCAGGCGCCCCCCAGGAGCCCAGCGUUCAGCUCCUCCAGCAGUUGCCUGCUGAGCGCGUGGAGCAGAGAGAGAUCCCUCUCGAACAUGUCACCCUGAAGACCACUUUCGACAGCCUGGUCCAGCGCUGCCAGCUGGCCGCAGGAGACCCGCAAACAAAGAGGAAACUCGACGAUGCAUCAAAACGCCUCAGUCACUUAUACGACAAGCUGAGGGAUCAAGCACUGUCUCCCAGUAUCCUGGCCGGGCUUCAUGAGAUCAGCCGCUGUGUAGCCAGCCGGAACUACCUUCAUGGCCUAGAGGUGCACACACAGAUCGUCAGCAGCUGUAACUUCAGCGAAGUGUCUGCUUUCAUGCCCAUCCUCAAAGUGCUAAUGACCAUCGCCAAUAAACUGGGCGUCUGAGAGAGAUCCCCACACAGACACACACCAAACUUCAGUGUUAACAGCAACGACAACAAAAAUUAGAUAGGAAUUUAUUUAUUUCUCUGGGUUUUGAUCUGUUAAAACUGUGCUUUGAUAAUUACACUAUUGCUUCAAAAUGCUGGUAUGAAUUAAGAAGUUUUUUGUACCCUUUUUUUUGUUCCUCCCCGCCCAAAAAUAAUCUUUUUGGAGAGUGCAGAGUGGUGAGGUAGUGAAUGUCCUGGUGGAUUUUGUGUUUUGUGACUCUGUAGGUGAAAAUGUUUGAUGAACAUUGGAGAGGUGUAUGGUUAGCAUGAUGACAUUUAAGAGGUUAGAGAGCCAGGUUACCUGAAAGUUGUUUUUACACUCCUGAACGCUGACAUUAGUGGAAUGUUAGUUUAAUGUUUCUUGAAUGUUAAACAUGCACUCAGAAGUGUUGGAGAAGUGAAUGUUUGCCCUCAUCUGCAAAGAUUCAGUUGCACGCUGAUGCAGAUACAGCAAACAGAAAAACACUCCUUUGGAGGAGAUUUUAAAAAAGCUGGACUUUGUCCAACUGUUCUCUUCUUUCCCAACUAAAACGCAAAGUCUACAUUACACCAUAAAGAGUGACUGAAUGUAA
Molecule: messenger RNA, 4386 nt
Organism: Chanos chanos (milkfish)
Lineage: Eukaryota; Metazoa; Chordata; Actinopteri; Gonorynchiformes; Chanidae
Gene: sec31b
Product: SEC31 homolog B, COPII coat complex component
Exons: 28
Coding region: 69-3770 (1233 amino acids)
Biological process (GO): endoplasmic reticulum to Golgi vesicle-mediated transport; endoplasmic reticulum organization; COPII-coated vesicle cargo loading
Cellular component (GO): COPII vesicle coat; endoplasmic reticulum exit site
Molecular function (GO): protein binding; structural molecule activity
Source: RefSeq, a predicted model, not a curated record